AUGAAACUCUUCGGUGGUCAAGGCAUCAGAGAUGCAUCUUGCUACACGGUGCUAUUCCUCGUGGCGCUGCUAAGCAUGGUCAAUGUUAGCGAAGCCGAUAACCCCGCCAUACAAACAAUCUACACCGCGGACCCAGCACCGUUUGUAUAUAAUGGUCGCAUGUACCUGUUCGCUGACCAUGACGAAGAUGGAUCUAAAACCUUCGUCAUGAAGGACUGGAGGCUCUUUUCCACUACUGAUAUGGCGAACUGGCAAGACCACGGUGUUGUUGCGAGUCUCUCCACAUUUAAGUGGGCUACGGGGAGAGCUUGGGCUGGUCAGGUUAUCAACCGGAACAACAAGUUCUACUACUAUUUGCCGAUGCAAAAGAGUAGUGGGGCUAUGGCCAUUGGCGUGGGUGUCGCCGAUAAUGUUACGGGACCUUACAAGGAUGCUCUUGGGAAGCCUCUCGUUGAUAAUAACAAUAUCGACCCAACGGUAUGGAUUAAUGACGAUGGUCAAGCUUAUUUGUAUUAUGCCAAUACCGGCUUCGGAUACGUCAAACUAAACGAAGACAUGAUCUCUAUUAGCGGUGGUCCAACUUCAAUGGCCAGACCAACUGCACUAACGGAAGGACCAUGGGUAGAUAAACGCAAUGGCGUAUAUUACCUCAUCUACGCCGGCAACGGUCCCACGGAAGACAUCCGCUACGCAACCAGCAGUGGCCCCGUUGGUCCCUGGACUUACAAAGGUGUCAUCAUGACAGCCCAAGGCAGUAGCUUCACGAACCACCCCGGAAUUGCCGAUUACAAAAAUAACUCCUAUUUUUUCUAUCAUGAUGGAGCUUUGCCUGGCGGUGGCGGCUACACGCGAUCUAUCUGCGUUGAAAAGUUUAAUUAUAAUGCAGAUGGCACCAUUCCGCAAAUCAAGUGGACCACAACGGGUCCUCCUCAGAUCGAGGACUUAAAUCCUUACGUGCGGCAGGAAGCAGAAACUAUUGCUUUCUCUUCUGGUCUGAAGACCGAGAUGAGCAGCGCGGGCGGGAUACAUGUGACGUCUAUUAACAAUGGGGAUUAUAUUAAGGUCAAUGGGGUUGGUUUUGGAAACGGAACUGGUGCUGCAAAUUUCACGGCAAGUGUAGCUUCCGCAGGAAAUGGUGGAAAGAUCGAGCUUCAUCUGGGAAGCAAGACUGGAACACUUAUUGGGACAUGUACUGUUCCUGGUACUGGAGGUGCGCAGACAUGGAGCUCGGUGAAUUGCCCGGUCUCUAAUACGACUGGAACGCAUGAUUUAGUCUUUCUUUUUACUGGUAGUGGUAGUGGUUUAUUGUUUAACUUUGACUGGUGGCAGUUUACCAGAACCAGUUAG
This is a messenger RNA of Sporothrix schenckii 1099-18, 1347 nucleotides long. RefSeq names its product carbohydrate-binding protein family 6 protein. The coding region runs from base 1 to 1347 and encodes 448 amino acids. The record is from RefSeq and is a predicted model, not a curated record. Lineage: Eukaryota; Fungi; Ascomycota; Sordariomycetes; Ophiostomatales; Ophiostomataceae. The transcript has 2 exons. Gene Ontology annotation, molecular function: carbohydrate binding; hydrolase activity, hydrolyzing O-glycosyl compounds. Gene Ontology annotation, biological process: carbohydrate metabolic process.